This is a messenger RNA of Acanthopagrus latus (yellowfin seabream), 6248 nucleotides long. It is a transcript of the gene irag1, whose product is annotated as murine retrovirus integration site 1 homolog. The coding region runs from base 649 to 5427 and encodes 1592 amino acids. The record is from RefSeq and is a predicted model, not a curated record. Lineage: Eukaryota; Metazoa; Chordata; Actinopteri; Spariformes; Sparidae. The transcript has 38 exons.
GGUGGGCCACAGGGUGUCAGCUGGUUUUGAUGUGAAGCAGUGAAAACAAGCUUAAGAGCAUCUUGAAGGCUUCUUGUGCAACCAUCACAGGGAAUCAGAGCGAGGUUGGAGAAAUCGUAAUGGAAACAUAAAGCUCCUGACUUAACAUUUGAGACCCUUGUUUAUUUUCUUUACAGAGGACUGGACUGGAUUGAGAAGUAAGGCUUUUUUUGUAUUUUUGUAACUUCUUUCUGUUUUGUAAGUGAUAUUUGAUGGGUAUGUAACUAAAAGAAAAUCAAAACCAUUACCUUAUAAUCCUAUUGUACACAAUAUUUAAUGGGAUAUUAUCAGACCUGUAAAUUUAUCAUAUUUUUGCAUUGGAAAUGUGGUAAGUGCAACAUUUGAUUAAGCUAUUGUGUGCUUCCACUUUAAAACAUGUAUUGCCAUUAUUAUUGCCUAUGAGACAAUAAACUCUUCAUCUUCUACCCCACUGCACGAUGACAAUGAAAAUAUGUAAUGAGUAGCUCUCUUUCUGUUUAAAUCAUAGAUAUUUAUUUUCAUCCUACAUAUUGAUUUUGAUUCAUUACGAUGAAACAUAGACUAGGAGUUUGCUCAUAUCAGGCCAUGUAAGAACGUGACCGUCUGGGGGAUUCAGAAGAAACAAGCACAAUGUCUGAUGGAAAUGAUGUGUGGGAGUCCCCCGGCUGUGAAACGAGGGAUGAUGUCAACAAAGACACGGGAGGAUUCUCUGAACAUGAACUCCUUGACAUCAUGUAUAACACAUGUAACACCUCCAGCUCAGGAGAUGUGUUGGCCUCCACCAUCCUGCAGUACCUGCAGACCAUGACGGCUCAGAGUCCGGACCAGGACCGGCUGGCUUCCCUGCGAUGGCUGCUCGACCCUGACUGUCAGGACCCACAUGUGAGCAGAGAGACCUUCCACUCCACCAUGAGGCAGUGGAUCGCACAGUGCAGCCAGGACAGCACUGAUGUGGACGGCGGGCAUUUAUCUUGGCCAGACUCUUCUAAACUGCCUGUAAAUGGUUUGGAUUUCCCAGGUUCUCAAAGCAAAGCUGCGUCCUCAGACAGCCCUCAGUGUUCCUGUGAUGGGAAAGAGCUGUUGGGCACCGUGGCUGAGCUGAAGCACGCUCACCGCAAGCUGAGCGAGCAGAACAGCAGCCUGCUGAGGACGGUGGCUCAGUGUGAGGACAUGAACCUGCAGCUUACUCUGGAGAUCAGCGAGCUGAGAGCAAAGCUGGCCAGUGCUCAGCGGUCAGCAGCGAGAAGCAGAUCCCUGACAGAAGAGCUGGAGGAGACCCGUCGGGCGUCUAAAGAGGCCCAGGAGAGAGCAGGUCGCAUUCAGACCAGCUGCAACAAACUGAGCAAUGAGGUUGAAUGCCUGAAGGUUCACAUUAGGAGGCUGGAAGACAAGAACGAAAAGCUCACCUUUGAAAGGACCUGUUCUGAAGACAGCGUCAACAAACUGAGAAAAGCCAACACUGAGUUUAGGGCCGAACUCGAGAAAACUCUGGUCAUGCUGGCGCUGAAAGACGGAGAAAUCACAAAGAAAGACAUUCUUAUGGACAAGAUGAAGAGCUCUCAUGUAGAGAAUCACAACAUGAUCGAGGGCCUACAGUCAGACCUGAUGAGGUUACAGGAACAUUCGCACCAACUUCUCCUCAGGUAUGACAGACACUGCAUCAGUCCUCAGAGCUUCUACAGUCGAGAUCCUCCAAACCACCGCUCUCUGCAGAGCGAGAUGCAGGAUAUGCAGCAGCACCACAGAGGUCUGGACGACAUCAGCCUCCCGUCCCUGCACACACACAGCGACGAUAUUCAGAGCAUCAUCCACAGGAUCAAGUCUGCAGAAAUAGCUCUUCUUCUGCACAAUAAGUAUCCUGAGAGGACGCAGGACUCUGCUCCUGUAGAAACACAGGAGAGGCCUUUUCCUCACCGCCAGCAGCAACAGGCACGCAUCAAGCAGCAGCUUGUCAAUGUGCUGCAGGAGCUUGAGCUGCACAAGUGCGUGGGGGAGGAGAAAGGGGAGAAGGUGGAGGAGCGGUGGCGAGCCUUGGAGCAAAAGAAAAGCCAGACGGGGAGUCAGACGCAUAUCCAGGAGGCCAAGAAGGUGGCUGUGGUGAACUGGUGGAAAGCCCGCAGCGUAGAGGGUGCUAAGGCACGGACGAAAGACACCCAUGUGGUCCAGGAGCUCUCUGAGACGCAAGCAAAGCUCCAGCAGGCAGAGCAGACGAUCACUGAUAUGAGAGAGCAGGUCCGUCACCUGCAAGCCUCUCUGAGAUCUGCACAAGAGCGUGUCGCAGAGCAGAAAAACAGCAGCAGAGUUCUUCAUAUCGACAGGGGAACCAACACCGAGGGAGGGGAGCCAGACAGAGCUGUGGAGAAGGUGGUGAAGGAUCGGAGGGAUGCAGCAGUGGCCACAGAGGUCACAGGUGGAGCAGCCUCAGAGCAGGAGCAAACCCACUUCCAGGUGACCGCAGACGGCCUUCUGACGACCCUCAGAAGGAUGGAGGCGAUGGUCAACAGCGCCCUGGAGACCGCCGAGCUGGUGCGAGAGAGUGAGCGGAGGGUGAACCAGGUGAGGGCGAGGAUGGAGAGCAUCACCCUGAGGGUGGAGAAGGCUCUAGACCGAGCCACCGACACUGACAAGCAGCUGAAUGUUCUGGAGGCCGGAGUCACAGGAGAAGGUCCCCCUCAGUCUCCAGGUUCCAGUCUGCCAGCUGAUCCACGAACAGACGCCACAGGCUGUACAGACGAGUCCAAUGUGGAGACUGAAGACGGAGACAAGACGGACAGUCCUCCUCUACCUCCUGUAAUCCCAGAAGUCAGCGAGCCCCCACAGCUACCCAUGAAUGGUGGCACAGGACGAGGCAGCUGCAGUGAGCUCCAGGACAAGGAGGAGCUCUUGCAGCAGGGGUCUCCUCCUGAACACGGCGAUCGUAUCUUCGAGGGGUCCUGCGACACCCCCUGCACUGCUGAAAGAGUUUUUAUUUUCCCACACACCCGCUCGCGCCCCUCGCUGCCCCCCGCCAUGCCAACGCUGCCGGAAGAAGAGGAGGACUCCCCCGAGGAUCUGGACAGUUCCUCCAGCUCUCCCAGUACAUUGACACCAGGUGAAAGUCGAGCUGUCGUCAUGAAUGCCCCCACCAUCGUCUACCCACAGCAGGCCACUAUUGUCCAACAAGAUGGACGACCCCUCGAGCAGGCCAGACCACACAGUCCCCGAGCUCGCCUGGCCAGAAACUCAUCAGGAGGACCCAUCACAACAGUCGACAGCACAGGUAACGUGAUCGACCUGGUGAAAGAUCCGCUGCCCGAGCUGCAGCUCUCUGAAGAGGAUCGACAGAAGAACCUGGAGCUGCUCGAACAGGCCAAGAAGGUCAGCGACCGCUUCCUGACACGCCGCGGCCGUCGCUCCACAGGCAGCCUCGGUGACUCACCGACAGGACUUUCUCCAACUCCGACCCCGUCAUCCUCGCCGUGUUCAUCUAGAAGCAGCUCACUGACUGUGGCUCCUCAGACUGGACCCUCAGAGGCGACUCAUGUCAGUUCUCAGUUGGUUGGGCAGCUUUUGGAGGUGCCUUCAGUGCGAGACGACUUAAAGACUCAGGAUCAGGAGGGCAGCAGGCUGCUGAUGGACUGGAAGCCCACAGAGAAGAGGAAAGUGUCCUCUGGGACUCUAACACCACGUUUUGCUGUUCAGAAGGAGAACUGUGACCCUGCUCUACCCAAGAGUCCUCCAGCAGUCACUAAAGGGGACGAGGGGGCCAGUCCAGGCCGAAACCCCAACCAGGCCCCGGCCACAGGAGUGGCCAAGCCCGUCCCCAGACCCCCUACUCAACAGGCCCCCUGUACAGCAGAGAUCAAGACGAUUGGGGCCUUCCCUCCGUUAAUGAGGGCUGUUUCCUGGGAUGCUGUAGGCGGCCUUAAUUCUAGAAAUGGAGCUCCAAAUUUCCCUCCUACACCAGAGGAAACCCUCUCAGACAAUCCCAGAGAUUCUGUCUUCAAGUCCUCAGGGUACAAAGACCUCCCUGCUCAGCCAGGGAGUUUAAAUAAACUGUCCAAACUCAAAGAGGAGCACAAGCUGAUGCGUAACCAAAGCAUACUGGGAUCCAAGUUGCCAGACUUGAGUGAAGCUGCUGAACAGGAAAAAGGUCCGCAACCCUCUUCAAACUCAGCCAGUCGUGAGGAAACAAAGGAGAAAUCUGACGCCAUGCCAAACAUUUCAGAUGUGAUGCUGAGAAAACUCAAACUCCACCGAGGUCUGCCGGGCUGUGCACCACCACUCACUGAAAAAGAAGUUGAGAAUGCGUUUGUCCAGCUGUCGCUGGCCUUUCGCAACGACAACUACACUCUGGAGAUGCGUCUCAAGCAGGCCGAGAGGGAAAGGAACCUGACAGAGGAAGACACCGAGAAAGAACUCGAGGAGUUCAAAGGAGCACUGAAGAUGACUUCACCACAGUGGCAGAACCUGGAGCAGCGGGAGGCCUACCAGCGCCUCAUCGAGACGGUGGCGGUGCUGCACCGGCUGGCCACGCGGCUCUCCAGCAGAGCAGAGAUAGUCGGAGCAGUUCGACAGGAAAAACGCAUGAACAAGGCCACUGAGGUCAUGAUGCAAUACGUAGAAAAUCUGAAGAGGACAUAUGAGAAGGACCACGCAGAGCUGAUGGAGUUCAAGAAGCUGGCUAACCAGAAUUCAAAUCGCUGUUAUGGGGGUUCUGUAGACACUGGAGAUGAUGGAGUUCCACGGCCAUCGAGAUCAAUGUCGCUCACACUUGGAAAGGCUCUACCCAGGCGUAGGGUGAGCGUAGCGGUGGUGCCUAAGUUUAACCUACUGAACAUCCCAGGUCAGACUCCAGCCACAGCCGGCCCAGGCCCAGGCCCAGUGCCUGGCCAGAGCCCCACCACCGGACCCAACACGGGACCUGUCACUGGGGCUGCUCUUCCUGUCCUGUGUGAAGCAAACGAUGUGAAAAGCAAUGCUCCCACAGAAGCAACGCAACCAGCAGCAGAAUGUGGAAAGAGUGUGUCGGAGCAGGAAAGUGAGCCGGCCAAACCUUCAGUCAACUUAGAGGAGAUCAGAGCCGAGAUCAGAGCCGAACUCAAGGCGAAGAUCGAGGAGGAGGCGUAUAAUAAAGGCUACCAAGAGGGAGUGAAGCAAACUAAAGUGCUCCAGGAGGAGAAGCAUGAAGAGGAAAACACUGCGGAGAAAUUCCUGGAUUUGAAAAAUAAAGAUGAAGAGAGUGGAAAGAAGAUGAAGACAAGCAGGAGGAUGGAAGAGGUCCUGGUUCUCGUGGGUCGUUUUUUUCCCAAGAUCUACCAGAGCCGGCGAGUACUCUGGUUCGCCCUGACGCUGUUCGUGGUGAUGUGUCUGGUUAUCAGUAUUUUCACAUUCUUCAGUGACUACUACAAUAGACGUGAGGAGACGUAAGCAGAGAAGGAACUGUGUGCGAGGGGGGUGAUGAAGAAGAUCUUUGGACGAGGUGGAGCAGCACAACCAAAGAAACCCCAGAACAGAACAACAGAGGCGGCAGUCGUCCUCUGUCUCUGUCAGUUUACCAUAUCACCACACUCAGACUCACUUGAAUCCAUGACCUGACCUGAAGGCGUUUUGGGAGGCUUUACGGACAACGCUGCCUUUAAUAGAAUUAAGUUAUAACUUUGUUUGGACUGAAACAUUUACAGAUUGUUUGUUGCAACAAGAGAAAAAAAUAUAUAAUUUCUGUUUAGGGACCAAUUAUAUAGUGUGUUGAAGUAUAGAUAGAUGCAUACAUAAUAGGUUCUAGUUUGGGUACUGUUUGAUAAUGAGGAUGGCACUUUCCAUUGAACGCCACAAUAGAAAAAGUGUAUAUUUAUCUACACUCUAAUGUUAAAGUAUAAUCUCUCAGGUCCAGUAGAUGACAACGCCUCCGAGAUUUUUUGAAGUCAUAUUUAAAGAUAUAGAGGAUAAAGGAAUGUUUUUAUUUUUUGUUUUAUAUGUUUAAUGUAUAUUUAAAAGCCUUUAAAGUAUGAGCACACUCCAAAGUAGUCCCUUAAGUGCAAUAUUUUGCAGUUGAUGGUUCUAGUUUGUUGCCAAUUUUGGAUUGUGUCUUCAGAGCACUGAGAGACUUUCUUCUUGUAUGAGAGCACUGUUUAGACUGUAUGAGGCCUAUAUUUUUAUCUUCUUUGCACAUGUGUGCCUACCUGUGUUGUUUGUUCUCUGUGGAGUUAAUGCUCUGCCACCUCACCUUUAAAUAAAGGUGCCUGAAAACA